Messenger RNA from Stylonychia lemnae, 1353 nucleotides. The record is from the annotation of a GenBank genome assembly. NCBI's taxonomy places the organism in Eukaryota, Ciliophora, Spirotrichea, Sporadotrichida, Oxytrichidae.
AUGGAUGAUUUAGACAUUGAAUUAUAAUAUCACUAAAGGACUCAAUUCAGAAAAACAAUCUUGAGUCUAAGUAUUUUGGUUGACUUUACACAAAUUUUAUUGAAACUAGGUAUCUUUUAGGUUCUAACUAAUCUCGUGGAUCUCAAUCAACUAAUUGGCGGCUAUAAUCUGCAAAUUUACACUGACAGUGGCUAUCUUGUAUUGAGAUAAUUUUAACAUAUAAAUCUUGAGAAUUAUAAGCGAUUGCCAAAAUAAAGCAAUUUUAAAUACUUUGAUAUAUUUGAGAAAAAAAUCCUACACCAAAGUGGGUAAUACGACUACGAUGCAUAGUUAAUUCCCCAUAUAUUAGUUAAAUACCUAGAGGAAAAGGAUCAUUUUGAUGUGAGAGUUUACGAGUUAUUAGAGGAUGUAAAUUAAGUUUAUAAAAAUGACUUGCUGAUGGGCGAUAAUCUAAUACUCUAUGUAGGCAUUAGUUAUGUCGAGUAAGUAGUAUUUAGAGAAUCAGGAAUAAUCCUUCAUCAAUAAGACCCUAGACUUUAAUUUGGGAUGAUUACAGAUCCCACAGAGGCUUUUAACAUAAUUACAAAUAUGCCAGAGUAGUAACCCAAUAUCAUAAUGUUAAGGAAAUAAAGGAGACUACAGUACUUAGUGGCGACUAAUAUUUAUAAAUUGGACUUUUAAAAGCUUUAAAAUUUUGCCCUGAGAUAUGCAUACCCUUAUUUAUUAGAACUUAACGAUUAGAAUGAGAAUAUAAUACUAGCUGAUAUGGAAAUAAUUAAGUUUAUAUUGCUCUUGAAAGAAGAGGAUAAGGAACAAGACUUUUUUAAUGAGUUUGAAAAUUUUGCAGUAGAGUUAAAUGGAGUUUUCUAAUACGCCUAUUAUGAUCCAUUUAAUAGUGAUAAUCAAAUAUACAAUUAAAGGUUUAAAGUUGAUAUCGAUUAAAAUGAUUACUAGCCAAUGAUUUUGAUAAUAGAGGAUUAUCCAAGCUAAAAUCAAUAAUAUUAUGGGAAAUAUGAGAUAUUUUACUUUAAGGACAAUGUAGGUUUAAUGAAUGAAGAUGAUUAUAAAGAGAUACUAAAAACAUAUCCUACAUUUGAGUCCUAGGUUAUCUAUAUAGAUCCUGAAUUUGAUUAUGAUGAAUUAUCAUUCUUACAGAAAAUUUAAUUCUAUUUUGAAAAUCAUAAUUACCAAUCAUUAAAAGCCAAAUUUUAUGACAAUAACAAGAUAAAGCAUGUAAGAAGGUGCUUAUUUUGCUUUUGUUUAAAGACAUUCAAGAUUCUAACUAUAUUACUCACUUUGAUUGGACUUUUGCAAGAAGGGUACAAAAGAUAUUUCAGAAAGUAAAAGUAAUGA